AUGGACUUGAUCGCCCUGACAAGCUUGUACCUCAUGGUCGGUGAGGAGGCGAUGUUCGUGUCCUACCUCGUUACGUUCUUCUACCCGGCACACGUUAGCGUCGAGGCGAUCCGUAGCAAGAGCUCUGGCGAAGCCAUCAAUCAACUUGAGUACUGGAUUCCAUUCGGAUUUUUCGCGCUACUCGACUCGACUUCCAUAUGUCUAUUUCCAGCGUGGUACUUCAUCAAGGUAAGUCGACACAUUCUGGCCAAACUUGAAAAUAAAGGCAAAAGUCAAUAA
Molecule: messenger RNA, 279 nt
Organism: Cooperia oncophora
Lineage: Eukaryota; Metazoa; Nematoda; Chromadorea; Rhabditida; Trichostrongylidae
Source: the annotation of a GenBank genome assembly